AAGGUGAUGAUUGCGUUCUCAAUGGACAGGGACUGCCAGUCCAUGAAGCUGUAUGCGGGCCAGGAUUAUGGUGCAUGAAGGAAAGUGACAGUGAUUUUGCUGCAUGUGUUCCGCUUAUAUCAGAUUGCACAAAUGAACAAAGAGAAUAUGACCAAGCUCUGAAAAACGGGACACUGGGGUUUACACAAGUGCGACCCCUGUGUGAUGAGAAGGGGGAUUACCUACCAGCUCAUUGCAUUGGUGGCUCAAUUUGUUAUUGUGUUAAUCCUCAAGGGGAAAGAAUAUUUGGAGAACAAGUAUAUUCGGCUUCCAGCCUGCAAGAGACUAUGACUUGCGAAUGCUCGCUGGCAGCAUGGAAAGCUGAACAGUUUGCUGCAGAAAUGAAAAUGUAUUCACAACCAAUACAUUGCCUUGAGGAUGGAAGUUAUGAUCCACUGCAAUGCAGUACUGAUAGGUGUAGAUGUCUUCAGGCAAGAUCAAAUGUACCUGAUGCUGAUCAUGGCAUUCUUGAAAUUAACAUUAUGGAAGAUAACCCAGCAUGCUUUGACCCCAACAUUCAUCAGAAAGGCAAGUAUAAGAGAGAAUGUGAGGAGAAAGCAUUUAAAAUUAUGCAAGACAAAGAACAACUGCUGUCUGAAGGCAUCCUCCCUAUGGGACUGCGCAUACCAGACUGCCAGUAUGAUGGCCGGUAUAACAGAGUUAUGGUCACAGACACAGAGAAGAUCUGCAUAGAUCCGGAUGGAAACAGUCUAGGUUAUACUGUACUGCGUAACGAUACAUUAUCUGAUGGGAUGGACUGCAACUGUGCCAGAACAAGAUUUUUGAUGGAACGUCAGGGCCUGACAGAGUUGCCAACUUGCUGUGCCAAUGGAAAUUUCAGAAGAAAGCAGUGUCGCCGAGGGCUUUGUUAUUGUGUUGACUGCAAUGGCAACCAGGAAGGAAAGGAAACAGACAGUGCACAGUGCGAUGAUUCCUGUACCAUAUGUUCAAAGUCAAAACAAAAACUGAAGAAUGAACAGAGUUCUAUAUACAAGUGGGAAACACAGAGCAAGGAAAUAUUCCCAUAUUUUUAAUUAAUAGUUAAAUGUGUUUAUGACAUGUUUCUAGGACUCUGUGCAUUUAGACCUGUUUGGAUUUGUAGGUGAAGUAAUUGUAAUUAAUCAGAAAGCAGUAUAAAACACAGAGCUACAAUGAAUUCUUAAUUAUUCAUGACUGCGUUUGGAAGAGAAAUACAUGGUAUAUAAAAGUACAGGGGAAACAAUAAAGAGAACGUGACAAAAUAUUUUCUUUAGUUUGAGCUGUGAUUUUCCUUAUUACAUCAAUUUAAAGUAUGGCUGAAUAGCCUCUGUUUUCCACAUGAGUUUAUCUGCCUAUAGUGAUGAAAGAAUACUAAGAACAGCUAUAAUCUCCAGUUGUAGCACAUCUGUCUCAUGGCUGGUAAGAAUUCCAUAUCUAAGGAAUGCCAGUAAGGUAGAGUGAUAUAUAAGGAAGGAGAAGAACAGGCAGACUGGAAUAUGUGGAUGAUCCAGAGUUACUCGUAUAUCCUUGAAUAACCAAGAGUGCAAAUGUGAGUACUUGAGCAUCAGUUUAUCUUUUUCUUGUCUUCAGAGAUCAGGCAAUUUGAUGCAAGUACUAAUAUCGAGAUACUCUUUGUAAUCUUUCUUUGGUUUUACCCUUAAUUUUUUCCUCUAGGUUUAUAAUUUCAUCUCAUCUUCAGCCACCUGUCUACACAUGCUCUUUCUACAUUUUUCUAUAUGUAUUAAUAAAACUACUAACGUUUUCCACACAUGCCAGUACUUUGUUUCAUGUAUAUCAAGCUACUAAUCUUAAUAAAUAUCACUUUUGCUGCUUCUUUACUUAACUUUGUGUCUCGCUGCUCACAUUAAUGUUUCACUCUCAUAUUUUAACACUAUGUGGGAUGUUGAUGCUGGGAGAGACAACCACAUAAAACAAUAGCAAAUGUUUAUUGUUGUUAGCAUGAAUAUUACAGAUGAACAGCAAAGUAGAGAGUGCCUGAUGAAUGCUGGCAAAAACUCCCUUCAUACCUAGGAAGCCUGAGCUAGUGACGGCGGUGAUAUGGUUGUCCCUCAAAAGGGUCAUUUGUUGGAAGUCGGGCAUGCCUGCUGGAUGCCGGGUGAAGCUCAUGUCACAGUGGGCUAGCCAGUGCUAAUAUCGGCAUUCUUCCUUGCAGCAGGCCCAGACUGCAAGUCAGUGCACCUGCAGAAUGCUGUGUGAAGUUCUUGCAGUAGCAGGCUAGCUUGUGCUAGUGGCAGUGAGGCCAGCUGUCCAGUGAAGCUCCUGCCACGGCUGACUGGCCUUAUGAGCAAUGGCUGCAGCACUGCUACUAGUAGACCUACUAUUGCGGUGUUCUCUUGAUGCAAGCGUAGUUGUGACUGAUGAUAGCAUGCCAGAGGUCCAUGUUUUUAUACUUUGGUCGCUAGGUGGUGCAUGGACCAAUGGGUGUUGGAGUUGCCAUGAUGAGCGGUGACUGGGUAGUGCUUGCUACACUGUGGAAGGCUCCCACAACUGUGGAGUGAUAUCUGGCGAACGAGGUGGCCAGGGAAUUGUCAAAAUUGUCAAAAAUUGUAUAUGACCACUGUGAAUGAAUACAGGAGAUAGCUUUAUGUACCUGAGUUGCUCAGUUGGUAAGGUGACUGGUUUUGAGCUGCAUGGUUAAGGUUCAGUGGCUGAGAAAGGCUAGGAUUAUCUCUUUGUGAGAGGGUCCAGACUGGCUCUGGUGCCUACCUAUCCUCCUAUUGGAUUUGUACUGAUGACAUUUUUCCUUUGGGAUGAGUGGCUGCAAGAUGAAGAUGACCACUCACUGCUAUCUACUUCAAGUGUUACAGUAUUUUAUAUGUUUACUUAGUAAUUAAAAGAGAGACUUAAAUGUUUUUCUCGACUCAACAUGAAUUUUUUCUUCUUUUGGCUCCUUAUGUGCAGAAAUUUCAUACCUUUAACUCAUUUCAGGUCCUGUUAAACUUGUAAGUUUAGAAAACAGUGCCCAUAUUCUCUGAGCUUUCCAUUCUAUUCAUAUAAAUGAAAUAAUUUUCCUGUACCAUACUUGAAUCUAAGUACUGUGCAAGUGUUAUUAUUCUAGCAUAAAUUAUUUUGAAGCUAAUGCUUGGGUUAUGAAGUAAACAAAAUUAUGAAGCUUGAUGUGAAGUUAACACCAACAUUGAUAAAGAGAACUGACAAAUAUGAAGUAGACAACUGAAUUCACCUCAGGCAAAUCAAUGUUUACUGUGUGUGAAAUCAUGAAUAAUAUUGAAGUUCAAACUCUUUUAAGACAGAUAUUUAACAAAUGAAGGUAAUGACACCUACUUGUUAUAGCAUUAUAGGUUUUUUAAUACUAAUAGGCAAAUUAAACUCUGAAUUUACAUCUCUAUACGAGGGGGUACCCAAAAGAAACCGAACUUAUUUUUUUUUAAACUU
Messenger RNA from Cryptotermes secundus, 3432 nucleotides. RefSeq lists its product as uncharacterized. The record is from RefSeq and is a predicted model, not a curated record. NCBI's taxonomy places the organism in Eukaryota, Metazoa, Arthropoda, Insecta, Blattodea, Kalotermitidae.